Molecule: messenger RNA, 2056 nt
Organism: Apodemus sylvaticus (European woodmouse)
Lineage: Eukaryota; Metazoa; Chordata; Mammalia; Rodentia; Muridae
Gene: B3gnt9
Product: UDP-GlcNAc:betaGal beta-1,3-N-acetylglucosaminyltransferase 9
Exons: 2
Coding region: 298-1494 (398 amino acids)
Cellular component (GO): membrane
Molecular function (GO): hexosyltransferase activity
Source: RefSeq, a predicted model, not a curated record
GCGGAGCUGAGCUCCAGAUGUCGGGGCGUACACAGCUGGAGGAUCACGUGGCACAGCCUCAGCCCCCUUCCUGCCAACGCUGCAUUUGGCUCAAGCCCGGGUCAUGGCUGCCCUUGGGACCCUGAGCUGACAGUUGGAGGGUCCUGCGUUUUGGGGGCUGUGACCCUUUCCCCGCGGUCAAGCGUGAGUGCUGGGGUCCUAAGGACCAAGGCUGCUGCGGUGGGGCAGGGCCAGGGACGGAGGUCGACCGAGUGGAUGAAGGAAGGAUAGAGGACCCUGGGAAGGGCGGGGCUGGACAUGAGGAGGAGGCCGCGCCUUUGCCGCGACGCGUGGCUUACGCUGCUGCUCAGCGCCGCCCUCGGACUCCUGCUCUACGCGCAGCGCGACAGAGCAUCCCCCACGACCAGUGCACCACCAGCGCGAGGACGACAGCUCCCGCGACCCACUCCUGGUCUCCGAGCACGCGAGCUCCCCAACACCGCCCGCGCGGCCCCGCCGGCCUACGAGGGGGACACCCCGGUGCCGCCCACACCUACCGACCCCUUUGACUUCGGCAGGUAUCUGCGCGCCAAGGACCAGCGGCGCUUCCCGCUGCUCAUUAACCAGCCUCGCAAAUGCCGCAGCGACCACACAGCUGGCGGUCCCCCCGACUUGCUCAUCGCGGUCAAGUCUGUGGCUGCCGACUUUGAGCGGCGGGAAGCCGUUCGCCAGACUUGGGGAGCCGAGGGUCGCGUGCAGGGGGCACUCGUGCGCCGAGUGUUCUUGUUGGGCGUGCCCAAGGGGGCCGGCUCUGGCGGGGCCGACACGCGGACGCAAUGGCGCGCCCUGCUGGAGGCUGAGAGCCGAGCUUAUGCAGAUAUUCUGCUCUGGGCUUUCGAAGACACCUUUUUCAACCUAACUCUAAAGGAGAUUCACUUUCUGUCUUGGGCUUCAGCAUUCUGUCCAGAUGUACACUUUGUUUUUAAGGGCGAUGCAGAUGUGUUCGUGCACGUGAGCAACCUGUUGCAGUUUCUGGAGCUGCGGGAUCCGGCACAGGACCUUCUCGCAGGGGAUGUGAUUGUGCAGGCAAGGCCAAUCCGAGCUAGAGCCAGCAAGUACUUCAUCCCCCAGGCAGUGUAUGGGCUGCCCGUCUACCCGGCCUACGCUGGCGGUGGUGGCUUUGUUCUUUCGGGAGCUACGCUCCGCCGCCUCGCUGAUGCCUGCUCACAAGUUGAGCUCUUCCCCAUAGACGAUGUCUUUCUGGGCAUGUGUUUGCAACGCUUGCGGCUCACACCUGAGCCUCAUCCAGCGUUUCGCACCUUUGGCAUCUCCCAGCCUUCAGCUGCACCGCAUCUUCGGACCUUCGACCCCUGUUUCUACCGAGAACUGGUGGUAGUACACGGGCUGUCUGCGGCCGAUAUCUGGCUUAUGUGGCGCUUGCUGCACGGGCCUCCGGGGCCAGUCUGUGCACAUCCACAGCCUGUGGCAACAGGUCCCUUCCAGUGGAAUUCUUAGCUAUCUCUCGCGGCAUCAAACUUCUCUUACUCAGCUGCAGGACAGAAGAUGAAAGAGCCCAAAGGGGCUGGUUUUCCGUGUGGGUUUAUGGUGUACAUGGCUUUUCUCCAGAUCGCUCAGUGUAGUGCUGAUCCAUUGAUGCAGCUAGGGCUAAGGUGGCGGUCAGUGACUUGACCAGCACAGAAGCGGGCACACUUAAAUACUAGUAGUCAACAGCACUACCGUGUGCCUGCCAGUGGGGGCUUGGCUUUCCAGGAGGCACAGGAUGUACGAACACAAGCUGACCCACCACGGCCAGGCCUCACCUCACGCUCCUCGUGGACCUGGCAUGCAUUUUCCUAGUUCUUAGCUUCGUUCCUUCUCCACACUGGAUCCCCAGUGGCCAUGACUUAUCUGUCCCUGUUGGGGUCUGGUGUUAGCGCUGGCUAACCCUUCUGGUCCAGGUUUGCCUGUAGCACGAGGGAUGGGGCCAUGCUGUGUCCUGGUCCUGCCCACUGUAUUCACACACACAGCUCUGCCAAUGGACUUCUGAAGGGUGAGCCAUCCCCUUCCUGGAAGGAAU